This is a messenger RNA of Trifolium pratense (red clover), 1106 nucleotides long. RefSeq names its product probable F-box protein At3g61730. Gene Ontology annotation, biological process: reproductive system development. NCBI's taxonomy places the organism in Eukaryota, Viridiplantae, Streptophyta, Magnoliopsida, Fabales, Fabaceae. Gene Ontology annotation, cellular component: nucleus. The record is from RefSeq and is a predicted model, not a curated record. Gene Ontology annotation, molecular function: protein binding.
AUGAAAAAGCAACUCAAUCAUGCUACUUCCUCCGCCGGAGAUCUUCCACCGCCGGCAAAACGAAUCCGACGAACCAAAACCAUCUGCUGUUGUUGCAGCUCUCCUCGUCCUCCUUUUCUCUCCGCUCAUUCCACUUUCUCAUGGUUCGAAGAAGAUAUUUGGACAGAGAUAGCGAAGUAUCUGGAUGCAAAAUCUCUGAUAAUGCUGGCAGCCACAAACCGAUGGUUCCGACGUACUAUCAUGGAUGAUGCUAUUUGGAAGUUUGUGUGUCUGCGUGAUCUUCAAGUUCCAUCUCCACCACCUGUGGCAUUCAAGUGGAGUAAGCUAUACACUUCAGCCUUUGAUGGGAGCCACUCCUUCAAGUUCCGUCAGCAGGAGAAACACAUUGAUUGGAUGCGUAUUGGUGCUUUUUUCUUUGAUUCUUCAGUGUCCCUCCUGACUGAGAGACUGACUUUUCCUGAGGAGUUAAAGAAAGAAGAAAGCUUGGAAGAGAUGUUGCAGUCUCACGGUUGUUGCUUUCUAGACAACAUUAAACCUGGAAUCUGGAUAGCUGAUCUGCAGCUUGUGCGAUGCCCGGUUUAACUCAAUACUUGCGAUGGAACAAUGCAGACAUUAGACGCAAGGCAUAUAGAACUAUUCCUCUGUGAAGGCUACCAAAACGGGAGCUGGGAGUAUGAGGUUGUCGGAUCUCAUGAUGUCAAGAAACGAGCAGAUGGGGCUACUGGCUCCAUUUUUGACAUCAAACACCUGCAGAGUUCUUCUACAGCUGCGGUAUUUGAUUACAAGUCUUGGAUUGGGAAACAUAAUGACUGGCAACCCAAGGCUAUGAUUGCUUUCCAUGCAGUAGCAGUGAACACUAAUUUACAAGAAAAUGAAGGUCUUCAUGUGAAAUACCAAGCUAUGAGGGAAGGACCUGAUGGAAAAGUUGUUUCCAUUCGAAUCUCUCAGCAGCUUCUGUGAUUCAUCUCAAACAUGUCUUCGACAAGGGCCCCGGGGUUGGGUAGUUCAUCCCUACCCUUUAAAAUGCAAUAUGACAUUUUUAUAUGAGACAAUAUUCUUACAACUGAAAACAACUAUUGUACACCCAUUCAUUAAUUCCCCAUAUG